Molecule: messenger RNA, 3062 nt
Organism: Dendrobium catenatum
Lineage: Eukaryota; Viridiplantae; Streptophyta; Magnoliopsida; Asparagales; Orchidaceae
Product: probable serine/threonine-protein kinase DDB_G0276461
Exons: 8
Coding region: 260-2230 (656 amino acids)
Biological process (GO): protein phosphorylation
Cellular component (GO): cytoplasm
Molecular function (GO): protein serine/threonine kinase activity; ATP binding
Source: RefSeq, a predicted model, not a curated record
GGGUGUUCAUUCACCGGGGAAAGGAAAAAAAUAGUUGCUCUCAUUUUCCUGCUUUCCAACAGUAAUGCGCUCAUCUUCUUCGUCACGUUUCUUUUUCACAUCUACCAUUUUCGUUCUGCCACUUUCACCUUCUCUUUGAAACGCCGCGAAUUCCGUUCUGGCCGACUAAAUCGUCUCUUUCAGUCUGCAGUGGUGAUCGUCGGGUCGGUUGUCGGUACUUUGCUUCUGUUUCGUUUUUGCGGUUUCCGGCUCUUCCAAUAUGUGGAUGUUCAAACCAUUCUCUGGGAAAGAACAAACAGGAUUAGAAGGCAAACUAAUUGAAAUUGGCAAUGAAAAGCUUCGUGUGCAGAAUGUGAUUGCUGAAGGAGGCUUUUCUUGUGUGUAUCUUGCUCAUGAUGUUGGAAAUGUAUCCAAGCAAUAUGCUCUCAAGCACAUGAUAUGCCAAGAUGGGGAGUCACUUGAUCUUGCAAUGAAGGAGAUCAAAGUGAUGAAACUUCUCAAAGGGCAUCCAAAUGUUGUUACUUUGGUUGCACAUAGCAUAUUAGACAUGGGUCGAAGGAAGGAGGUGCUUCUUGUGUUGGAGUUUUGUGAGGAGUCUUUGGUUCAUGUUCUGGAAAGCAGAGGAACAGCAUACUUCGAGGAGAAGAAGGUUCUUUCAAUUUUCAGAGAUGUUUGCAAUGCUGUUUUUGCAAUGCAUUCACUUUCUCCCCCUAUUGCUCACCGGGACCUGAAAGCUGAAAAUGUUCUCCUUGGUUUAGAAGGAACUUGGAAAUUAUGUGACUACGGUAGCACAUCAACAAAUCACAAGUGCUUUGAUAGACCAGAAGAGAUGGGUAUUGAAGAGGACAAUAUCAGAAAGCAUACUACUCCUGCAUAUAGAGCUCCAGAGAUGUGGGACUUAUAUAGAAGAGAAGUUAUAUGUGAGAAAGUGGAUAUUUGGGCUCUUGGGUGCCUGCUCUACAGAAUGUGCUAUUUCAAAUCUGCAUUUGAUGGCGAAUCGAAACUUCAGAUCUUGAAUGGGAACUUCCGCAUCCCAGAGUUGCCAAAGUACAGUGCUUCUAUAACAGGAUUGAUCAAAGACAUGCUUCAAGGCUCUCCCAAUGAUCGACCAGACAUCACUCAGGUGUGGUUUCGUGUUAAUGAACUAUUGCCUCUGGAGUUGCAGAAGCACUUACCUGACCGCGCUGAAAUUGCAUCACCUGUCAAUAUGAACCCAGAUGUGCAUAAUGAAGGCAGUCCGAACAGGACUCCUGUCAAACCAAGAAGGAGCCCCCCUCCUCCACCUUUCAAAGAAAAAGGAGGUAAUAUUAAGCCUCAAUCUCCAACAGUGGGUGGGAGUGGGAAUCACUUGGGUGCAUUUUGGUCUACCCCGUUUGCACAGGAGUCACAAGUUGUAGAGGAUAAAGGCCUAUUAUUUGAUGAAGAAUCUAUGAAUCAAACAUUGAAGAACAGUCAGAUCAACCAAGGAAGAAACAGCCUUUCUAUCGAACAGCGAGCUCGGCCUUCGCAGACUGGGAUCUACAAGGGGGUCGAAGACGGCCAAAUUGAGGAUUACAAAAUUCAGUUAUCUCAGGAAAACAGAGAAACCUUUCAAAACGAGUCAUUCAAUGCAUUUGUUGCUGACUUUGAUUCAAAUAAGAACAAUAAAAUUAACAAAUCAAGGGAGGAGUUGUUAGAGGUUGAGGUGGAGAAACUUAAGGAGCAACUUAAACAAUCUAACUUGGAAAAAGCAGAAGUAACAUCUAAAUAUGAAAAACUGUCUUCCAUUUGCCGCUCUCAAAGGAAGGAGUUACAGGAGCUAAAGCUUGCUCUAGCGUCAUUUACCCCACCGUCUAGUGGAAACAAGGAGUCUGACACCCAGUCAAGGGACAAGAUUGAAGGAACUGUGUUGGAUCUCCAACAGGGAUUGCUUGCCAGCAACGCCUCCCCAGAUCCAAAUUCGAAACCAUGGCAGGCUUUCACUGACGAGCCAAAGGCACAGCUAGUUUCCAAAACUAGGCAUUCAAAAUCUGUCAGGACAAUCAAUGGACAUCCCAAUAGCAGUAAACAACCAGACUCAAAACCAACCAGUGAUGAAUGGGGCUUUGGCCAGGAUAGCUUCACUGCAUCCCCUUCCUCAAUCUCGUUGAUAUCCAGCUCUCCAGCUCUCAGGAGUUCUUCCCAGCGCUUUGCACCACCCAAUGCCAAGAACGUAGAAUCUAGCCAACCAGCUGGAUGGGCUGGUUUCUAAGGCUCCGUUUGGGGGCAAAUUAUUAUUUCCGGUCACCGGGCCUAAUUUUGCGUCCGGAUUCCUUGCGCUUUUGAUAUAUUUUUGCAAAAAGGCAGUUAAUACACAAUUUUAAUUGCAUAUUACCUGCUUUUUUGUUGAGUAUUUGCAAAAAUAAAGCAAAAGCGCAAUAAAUAUCUCACUCAUUGAGUAUUUGGUGCCCUUUUGUUGUGCUUUUCAAAUACUCAGUAAAAGGGCAACAAAAAGGCAGCUAAUAUGCAAUUAAAAUUAUGUAUUAGCUGUCCUUUUGCAAAAAUAGAUUAAAAGCGCAAUAAAAGUACAUGGAUCCGGACUCAAAUUUAGGUCCAGUGACCGGACCUAAUAAUUUGCCCCGUUUGGGACGGCUAUUUUACCGCUUCUUAAAGAUGCUUUCUAAUUAAAAAAAUAAAAUUUUUGUUCUAAAAAACUGUUUUAAGAAACAGUAAGAAAGCCGUCUCAAACGAAGCCUAAAUCAUUGUUCUGCUUAUUGAUUCGAUAUUGCCUUUGCUCAUACCUUAAGCCAUCCUUUGGUGUUCUCAUCAAAAUAGCAGGAGAGGAAGAGGAAGUAAACGAUUGUCCUUCCACAGUGUUACAGUUAUGUCAGUUUUGGUUAAGAAAAUGCCGCCCUUUGUGGCUUUGUCCUAAAUCAGUUUGUACUUUGGACUCCACUAAGACUUGUUUAUGCUAUUGUUGAGCUGGACUUAAGUCUAAGGUAAUUGAAGGAAUCAAUCACUGUGAAGUUAUGACAAUAAUAUGAAUGAGGCCUAUAAUAUGGAAUUCCAGUUUAAUUUUAUGCAAUAAGUCUACUUAUUCUCAA